AUGUUUCAACUUUUGACAAAAACAAUAGUAUCAAAUGUUGGUAAAAAUAGUUUAAAUAACAUUUUUACAAAUAAUUCAUUUAAAAAAAAAAGAUUUUUUUGUAAUGUUGGGAAACCAAUCGAAAUUAAUCAACUUAAACAAUCGUUCUCAGAGUUAUUGAAAUUAGAUUACAAGAAAACUCAAGAGGAAGGUUUACCAAAAAAUUUAUUAGAUGUUCAAAAUGAUAUUUUAAAAUCAAAUGAAAAAGAACUUGAUACUCAAACUAGAAUGAUAUCAUCCAUUUUCCUUUGGAGAUCAUUAUGUUUUUUAAAUCAAACUCCAAAUAGUAUGAAAAAAGAAGAAUUAGAUAAAUUAUGGAAUUUAUUAAAUAUUGAUAAUAAAGAUAUAAUUAAUAAACAUGAAUAUAUUUCAAUAUUAAAUCAUAGAAUUGGUAUAAGUUUUACAAGUAGAUAUCUUUUACCAAAAUUAUUUGAAGAUAUAAAAAGGGUUGUAAAAGAAGUUAAAGAUGCAAAUGAAAAUAAUUCAACACCAAUAUCAUCAUUAUUACCAUUAAUUAAUAUAGCAUUCACAUCAUCAGCUCAUUUAAGUAUGUGGAAAGAAAUGAAAUAUUUAGGUAAUGAAAUAAGUUUAAAUAAAAAUGAAAUAUUUGAAAACAUCAGAAAUGCUUCAUAUGAAAUUGAUUAUUUAUUUGAUUAUACUUCAAUUUAUCAUAUUUUAAAUUUAAAUAAUCAACAACAACAACAACAACAACAACAACAAUCAACAUCUCUAUUACCAUUAAUCAUUGAUACAAAUAAAGAUAGUGAACCAAUAAAUUUUGAAAAGUUUAAAACUUUUAGAGUUUAUGAUGUUGAAUCUUUUUCUUUUAAAAAUUUAACAAUGAAAACUGAAAAUAUGUCAACUGAAACAAAUGAAAAAGCAAUGAAUGAAUUUAAUGAAAAUAAAAAUCAAAUGAAAAAUCAAAAAAUUGAUAGAAAUGGUUAUUUUAUGACUGAAUUAUCAAAUCAACCAUUUAUUUUAAUUUUAGGUAGCUCAUUUAAAUUUGAUAUUUGUUUUGAUACAAAUUUACAAAUGACACAUAGUGGUGUUAUUGAUAAAGAUUUUAAAAAAGUUCAAUUAUAUGGUACAUAUGAUGAAUUUGAUAAAACAAAAGUAGAAUCAGAAUAUAAUUUAGAAAUUGAUCAAAAUAUUGUACCAGAUGAUAAUGAACCAUUUAUUCAAUUAAAAGGAACUCAUAGAAAAAUUGAAACCAGAACAAAUACUGAAAAAACAAUUUAUGAUAUGGAUGUAAUAAUUAAUUUACAAAGAAGAAAAUUAUUACAUGAAGUUGAAGUAAAAUAA
This is a messenger RNA of Dictyostelium discoideum AX4, 1341 nucleotides long. RefSeq lists its product as hypothetical. The record is from RefSeq and is a predicted model, not a curated record. NCBI's taxonomy places the organism in Eukaryota, Evosea, Eumycetozoa, Dictyosteliales, Dictyosteliaceae. The transcript is spliced from 3 exons. Bases 1 to 1341 code for a protein of 446 amino acids.